AUGAGAGAGAGGGCGGGGUGUGGGUAGUUGAAGCCGCUGACGCCACUCGAAUAACGGGACCGAAGAGGCUGUCUUUUUCUGUCCGGGCCGGCUGUGGCAGCGGCGGACUUUCACGCUUAAACAGCCUUUGGGUUUAUUACCAAAAAAACAAACAAUUGGGAGUGCCAUGAAAAAAGAAGAAUAACGACGAACACAAUUAGCUACUAGCAAUAACGGAAGAGCGACGAAGAGCCUAGCUUAAACGGCUCGGGCCAAAACAGAAAGGGGAGUUAAAGAGAGUGAAAAGUGAAGCAAGAGAGGGGAUUUAUUGUCUCUAAAGCAGACAUGGCAGAUGCAGAGCUGGAUUUCCAGACAGGCGAUGCCGGGGCAUCUGCGACCUACCCCAUGCAGUGCUCGGCCCUGCGCAAGAAUGGCCACGUUGUGCUUAAAGGACGACCCUGCAAGAUCGUUGAGAUGUCCACCUCCAAGACGGGCAAGCACGGCCACGCCAAGGUCCACCUGGUCGGCAUCGACAUCUUUUCCGGGAAAAAGUAUGAAGACAUCUGUCCUUCCACUCACAACAUGGAUGUGCCCAACAUCAAGAGAAUGGACUACCAACUGAUUGGUAUCCAAGAUGGCUACCUGUCCCUGCUCCAGGACAGCGGGGAGGUGAGAGAAGACCUGAAGAUCCCCGAGGGGGACCUGGGCAAAGAGAUAGAGAACAAACACGAUGCCGGGGAGGAGAUCCAGGUGACUGUUCUCAAUGCGAUGGACGAAGAAGCCGCCAUUGGCAUCAAAGCCUUGGGUAAAUAAGCCGGCCACCGCAGGGGAUUGCACUGGACACCUGUGGGGGGAAAAGAAGGGAGGGAACUCGACGCUAUCCUCUCCGUCUUUUUCUUCUGUCUUUCUUUUUCCACACUUCUUAAUGGGUCAUUUUCUAGAGAUGUAUUAAUGAGAAAUAAUUGCAAGGCGAACGAGGUCGAGCUACUCCUUUGUGAGCAAAGGUGGCACUAAUGUUUUGGGUUUUUUGUAUCAUAAGGGCUGAAGAGUUGCUCAUUUUAUUUUUAGCACUUUUUUUUCUUUUUUUUUGCGAUUUAUCUCAAGUAAGCCCUUACCACCUCCUCUUUGUUUUAUUUUCUGCAACAUUAAUAAUCACCUGGAAAUUAAAAACGGAAGAUUACCAACAUGGUAAAAGCAGCGUCUGUUCAUCCUCAUCCUUCUGUCUCAACCUUAAAAAUAAAGCUUGACAUUUUUUUAAAUUGUUGACAAAGACAGCUAUAAAAUACUUGUGUGGAAACUUUGACAAGUGAAAAUCAUUUUCAGAAAAUACUGUAAUUUUAUACUGUAAAAUUGAUUAAUUUAGAAAAAUAUUUCAUCUUAUUUAAUUGCCUGUUAACUUCUCUUUGCCUUUAAAAGAACAUUUAGCUCUUUCAGAGAGACAAUUAAAUAAAAAUAAAAAAAUAAAAAAUGGAAAUAGACAGUAAAUUGUCCUCAUAGCAAAUUAAAAUUCAUAAUAAAAAAAUUGAUUUUAAAAGAAGCAGUUGAAUUAGCAGUUUUUUGCGAAUGCUACAUAAAGUUAAUAUAUAAAUAGCACAUAAUUUAAUUGACUGUUAAUUGUCACCUUAGCAAUUAGAAUUAAUGUAAAUAUAUCAGCAGCAUUCCAGUUCUAUCAGGUGGACACUAAGGCGUUCCCAGGCCAGCUGUGAGUCAAAAUCCCUACAGCAUGUCCUAAGUCCACCAUGGGGCGUCCUUACAGCUGGGCAUGCUCCAAAGACUUCACCAGGCUGGCACCAAGGAGGUAUCUGCACUGGAUGCCCAAGCCACCUCAACUGGCUCCUCUUGAUGUAACAGAGCAACGGCUCUACUCUGAGCUCCUCCCGGAUGACUCACCAUCUCACCAUCUUUUCUUAGAGCAAGUCCAGCUCCCUACGGAGGAAUCUCAUUUCUGCCACUUGUAUCAGCAAUCUUUCUUUGGGACACAACCCAAAGGUUGUGACCGUAGGUGAGGAUAGGAAGGAAGAGCGACCGGUAAAACUCUUCACCACGACGGCACAGCAAUGGCAGUACUACAUAAGCUGCACUGACUUGCCUGUCGAGCUCACGCGCCAGCCUUCCCUCCCUCAAGAGCCACACAAUAUCCCAAGAUACUUGAACUCCUCUGCUCCUCUACGAAAGGUACUUCAGUGGGUUUGAGAAGGGCCCCUUGAAUAACCGUAUUUCUGGACUAUAAGUCACACUUUUUUUUCAUGGUUUGGCUGGUCCUGCGACUUAUGUAUGUUUUUUUUUACACUGACAGCCACGAGAGGGCACUCUACGCUUGUGUGCCAGUAUCUGCUACUCCUUUAACUCCUGCACCACUGAAAAUUGUAUUUUUGCCAACUUUAAUUUCAUUUUUAGUAAUAUAUUAAUUGUCCCAAUAGACAAUUAAAAUAAAUCUAAAAAUAUUUAAAACAAAAUAUGUUCAAAAAUACAUCUUCAGUGGGAAAAAAAUAAGUAAACUGGUGGAGUUGCUCAGCAUUUUAAUAAGCAAGGUGCAGUAAAAGCUUUGAAAACACUAAUUCAUAUUAUGCCUAUAGAAGCAGAUGAUACAAUUCACGAUUUUAUCCAACCAAGGCUAGUUUGUUGGGGUUUUUAAAUGUUUUUUAAUUCACAGAAAUUCAGUGUAAACAUUGGAACAGUGGACUUGCAUGAAAUAAAAUACAAAUGUUA
This is a messenger RNA of Dunckerocampus dactyliophorus (ringed pipefish), 2688 nucleotides long. Its product is annotated as eukaryotic translation initiation factor 5A-1. The coding region runs from base 325 to 792 and encodes 155 amino acids. The record is from RefSeq and is a predicted model, not a curated record. The transcript is spliced from 6 exons. Gene Ontology annotation, molecular function: RNA binding; translation elongation factor activity; ribosome binding. Gene Ontology annotation, biological process: positive regulation of translational termination; positive regulation of translational elongation. Lineage: Eukaryota; Metazoa; Chordata; Actinopteri; Syngnathiformes; Syngnathidae.